UUGAUCCUAUGUGGGAAUGUCCCUGGUUUGCGUCAUAUGUUUAUUGUGUUACAGAAGAUCGGUCGGAUGUGUCGCUGAACAACGCAUCUAGAGGAAGACGGAGUAUCUGAAAAAAAGGACGAUUGGGUCUGCGUCAUUAUUGGUGCUCGAUAUAUUAUCGGCAUUGCUGAGUGAGUGGAAGGCCAUCCAGUAAUUGUCGCAGCCAACGCGGCCGAACUCGCAGGAUCGAUUUAAUCUGAUGAACACUAAGUUUUGUGACUGGAAUAUAUCGCAAAAUGUCGUUGAACAAGAUUGUUCCCAACGAACGCGGCGAGGACAGUGACUUAGCCAUUAACCUGAAAGCGAUAAAGGUCGCAACCGGGAAUAUCGCGAGAAAGGCUAAGGUGGCAUGUGAUUUAGCUAAUAAAAAGAAUGCCUUGGGGGAGAUAGUAGACGGUACGUAUGCUGGCAUGGAAUACGGAGACUUCGAGUUCUGGUUUGACAUUAUCCGCACGGACGACGCGAAGGCAGCAAGGGAGGUGUUGGAUGGUUGUGACGAGAGCGAAAUGACUGUCCUCAUGAACGCGCCAUUUGUCUACGAUGAUUUGGACCACGGGCAUUUUGGUUUGUCCUUCAAGGAGAGAUCGAGUCUUAUUCUGUUCCACAAGCCCACAAGCAUCGCUGUCAUCAACAGGAGUAGAAAGGUGUUGAAAUUGAUGACCGAAAAUGGCGUCCUUCAUAUGUCUCGCGACACUGGUGGGAACAACAUCUUUCACGUCAUGGCGACUGUCGCUCAUACGUUUCCCGAGCACGAGGAUGAGAUUUCAGAAAUGUACACUGAUCUAGUGAGGCAAAUCGACAGUCUAACGAUCAUAAAACAUCUACUCUCCCAGGAAAAUAAAGAUGGGUUUCGCCCGCUCGAGCUGGCAGCGCAUUACGAUGUCUACGCCCUCAUGAUUGAAAUAUUCGAAACGGAAGGCGUCUACAAGUUUAGCACGUACGGUCUGACGCCUGUCCCGCUUGUCCGGUACGAUGUUACCGAGUAUGAGUCCUGGAACGGAGGGCGACGCCGCAAAUCUCCUCUCAGGUCCUUGGUCUACCUGACGCAGCCUAACAUGCGGAAAGCCAGCUGUGACAGGCUCUUCAGGUACCCUUUGAUUGAGAUGUGGGUCAACAAGAAGUUCCGCAACUAUCUCUGGAUGAUCAUCAUCUGGUUCCUCCUGCGGACCAUCUUCCUUGGCAGCUUUCUCGACUCGGGUUUCGAGAAGCACAUCUUCUACAAGAAGGAACAUAUCCUGGAUGAGACCUGCCCAAACAAAUCAUCUGUAGUCAUGAAAAUCCUUUCGCAAGGUUCUCGGACGUCGGACUCGGGAUUCAGUCUCUGGUACUUCAUAGUUUACGCGCUCGCUGUCCUUGGGGUGGACGUCCUGGAGAUAUUCGCGCUGUUCACAUUCAGGAGGACACCGAAACAGGGAAACGCGCUGAGGUUCUGGACACGCUGUUCCUUCACCUUCUACACGAGAGUGUCAGUUGGCGUGGCCUGUUUUGUCGGCCUCAUGGAUGUCUUCGUCAUCAACUUCGGACUCAAAUACAUAUCGAACGACGUCGCAGAAGGAAUCACAAUCGUCGCAACCACCGCGUACAUCUUCGCCGUCAUGGCUUUGGUGUGGUCACACCUCUUCUUCCUUCAACUCGUACCAAAGAUCGGUCAUUUCUUGAUCGGCUUCCAGUGGAUGUUACUAGCCUUCAUUAGCUUUCUCGUCGUGUUUCUCUACAUCUUUGGCUCCCUCAGCAUCGCAUUCAACAAACUCUACUACCUGUCUUGUAUAGAUCAGGGUUUCGCUGAUUUCGGAACAUCACUUUAUUCAACAUUUUUGGUCAUGUUGAAUAUGAAAAACUUCUUGGUCUUUGAGCCGGACGUUGCGAUUCUUCACGCUGUCUUUGUCUUCAUCAUUGCGCUGCUCCUUCUGAAUUUCUUGAUUGCUAUUUUGACGGACACCCAGGCCACCGUCACCAAGCACAUCGCGACGAUCGAGUCCGUACAGGUCUUGGAUAUGGUUCUGACCUUGGAGGACAGAUUCGGAUGGUUCUACAAUCUGGUUUGGAAAAGGGAGGCGCAAUUUGUCUUUACGUUAAAGGAGACCAUCAUCAGGGGCGAUGGUGGGUCCUUCGUAAAUCCAUGCAUAGCUAUUUGCGCUUCGCUCAGGAGCAAAAUCAUGCGAACCAACGAUGAAAGUAGGCCAACUAUCGUUCGCAAGCAAGAAAAUACUGGAGAGACUGAGGUAUGUUAAGGGCCGCCGUUCGGAUUCAUUGUAUCCUCAGGCGGUUAGAAAUAAACAAUGCCGUAGUGCAGUUAUUAUGCACCCAAAUUCGAUGAAACUUGGCAUAUAUAGAAUUGUGUAAUCUACACAUCACGGCAUUGUUGAAAGUCAUAUUCAGGGCGUUUGUAUUUUUUUGAUUAAAAUUCAAUUUUCAAUUUUGUGAACGA
Lineus longissimus is the source of this 2467-nucleotide messenger RNA. Its product is annotated as transient receptor potential cation channel subfamily V member 3-like. Gene Ontology annotation, cellular component: plasma membrane. The record is from RefSeq and is a predicted model, not a curated record. Gene Ontology annotation, biological process: calcium ion import across plasma membrane. Gene Ontology annotation, molecular function: monoatomic ion channel activity. Bases 276 to 2270 code for a protein of 664 amino acids. The transcript is spliced from 2 exons. NCBI's taxonomy places the organism in Eukaryota, Metazoa, Nemertea, Pilidiophora, Heteronemertea, Lineidae.